Hyla sarda is the source of this 1606-nucleotide messenger RNA. It is a transcript of the gene HTRA2, whose product is annotated as HtrA serine peptidase 2. Gene Ontology annotation, molecular function: serine-type endopeptidase activity; protein binding. Gene Ontology annotation, cellular component: mitochondrion. The coding region runs from base 19 to 1272 and encodes 417 amino acids. Gene Ontology annotation, biological process: programmed cell death; positive regulation of apoptotic process; proteolysis. NCBI's taxonomy places the organism in Eukaryota, Metazoa, Chordata, Amphibia, Anura, Hylidae. The transcript has 8 exons. The record is from RefSeq and is a predicted model, not a curated record.
GGGGUCUCGGCAGACAGUAUGGCGGCCUCCAUGUUCCUGCUGGCUCGGCGUGUCUCUGUUAUUCAGGGGCGUUGCUCGGGGUUUGGGGGUCUGGGUUUCCGGGUUCUCUCCUCGGGGGGUUCGCAGUCACGUAACCAGGACUUUCGGGAUUGUUGGGGGGCGCGGUCUCGCGGUUCCGGGGCGCUGUAUAUUGGGGCGCUAUUCGGGGCGGGGCUCGGGUUGUGGGUUUGGGGGCGGGGCUCAGACUCACGGCUGAAGGUGGAGGCGGCAAAACCUAUAACUCCGCCCACAGACCCCCCGACAUCGGACCCCCCGAAUCCCCGCAAAGUCUUCAACUUCAUCGCUGAUGUGGCCGAGAAGUGCGCGCCCGCCGUGGUCAACAUAGAGACCCUGGGGAGGCACCCGUUCACCGGCAGGGAGGCGGUCAUCUCCAGCGGCUCUGGCUUCCUGGUGUCUCAGGACGGUCUGAUUGUCACUAAUGCCCAUGUGGUGGCCAAUAAACGGCGAGUGAGGGUGAAGCUGUACAAUGGGGAGACCUUCGAGGCCACCGUGUGCGCCAUGGACCCCGUACUGGACAUCGCUACUGUCCGCAUCACCCCAAAGACUCCUCUUCCCACACUGCCGCUCGCCCGCUCUUCUGAGGUCCGGCAGGGGGAGUUUGUUGUUGCCAUGGGGACGCCGUACCUGCUGCGUAACACCAUCACCUCCGGGAUCAUCAGCUCAGUGCAGCGCGGAGGCCAAGAGCUCGGACUCUCCAAGGACGUGGACUUCAUCCAGACGGACGCCAUCAUAGACGUCGGAAACUCUGGGGGCCCCCUGGUCAACCUGGACGGUGAGGUUAUCGGUAUUAAUACUCUUAAAGUGACGGCUGGCAUUUCCUUCGCAAUUCCGUCAGACAGAGUAAGAGAUUUUCUUCAGCGGGAUGAGAGGCGGAGUCAGGGUUCCUGGUUUGGUCGGUCUGAGGUGAAGCAGAGAUAUAUUGGAAUCAUGAUGCUGACACUGACCCCCAGAAUCCUGGCUGACAUGAAGCUCCGGGAUCCUGGAUUUCCUGAUGUCACUCAUGGGAUCCUCAUCCAUAAAGUGAUCAUUGGAUCUCCUGCUCACCAGGCCGGACUUAAGGCCGGAGACAUCAUCCUGGAGAUAAACUCUCAGAUGGCAACCUCUGCAGAAGAUGUCUUUGACGCUGUGAACUCUCAGGCGAAGCUCACUAUAAUGAUCCGCCGCGGCUACGAGACCCUGAUGGUGAACGUCAUCCCCGAGGCGGUGGAGUAAUAGCCCCAGUGGUUACAACGGGGGGAGAUACAAGCUCAGGGUCUCCUAGUCUGUCCAGAACAACCAGGGUCAUGGUGGACAAGGCCCCCGGCGGCUCCCUGCAGGAUACAUGGGCCAGAAGUGUUUGGGUUUACUACAUGGACUGUCUCGUUUUGGGUGUUCGAUACCUGUAAUCUACUGACUGGUCACCGAGGAGCAGAUCGUAACAUCAGAGACUUCUCCCAGAUAACAUUUCAACAUUCCAGGUCAUGAACCCCGGACACGUCACUAAUAUGAAUGUGCAAGAUCCUUAAAUUAUAAUUGUUACCCUAAGAUCACCUGUGUAUGACUUGGU